Messenger RNA from Priceomyces carsonii, 1551 nucleotides. Its product is annotated as Zn(II)2Cys6 transcription factor domain-containing protein. The record is from RefSeq and is a predicted model, not a curated record. Gene Ontology annotation, molecular function: zinc ion binding; DNA-binding transcription factor activity, RNA polymerase II-specific. The transcript has a single exon. Gene Ontology annotation, biological process: regulation of transcription by RNA polymerase II. NCBI's taxonomy places the organism in Eukaryota, Fungi, Ascomycota, Pichiomycetes, Serinales, Debaryomycetaceae. The coding region runs from base 1 to 1551 and encodes 516 amino acids.
AUGAAUGAAUCUAUACGAAGUUUCAAGGAUUCAAAAAGAUCAAGGACAAAAUCAUUUAUUGGAUGCUUGAGCUGCAAAAAGAAGAAGAAGAAGUGCGAUGAGACUAAACCUGUCUGCUUAAGAUGCAAGAAAGGAGGAGGACCAUGUGUAUGGCCAGACGUCAUGCAAAGAUUAGGGAAAGUAGCAAAACAAAACAAGGCUACUAGUGGAAGCGAAAGGUCCCUCAAAGAUAAUGUAUAUCGGUUCAACUACGAUUUCACUGGCUCAAGUAUUGCUGCUACAAAUAUUGGAAAGUUCAAUUACUUUCCAGCACUUUUACUUCCUGACAUGCGAAAUAUAAUGAUACCAGGUGUAUCUCUAUCUGAAACAGAUGCUAUUUGCUAUAGAUAUUUUAUCGAGAAGUUUCUUCCUUCUUUACUGCAUCCCUUUACUCACGAUUCGUCUGUUGAGACAAUAUUUUUGACUGCUUCUUCUCAAUCCCAAACACUCAGGAAUAUUUUCUUUGCAUGCGGAGCAACAAUGAUAUCCUUUGAGAAUAUUUUUUUUAAAGAAGUAGCCCAUAAGAAAUACAUACAGGCAGUGAAAAUAUUGAUAGAAGAAAUAAAAAGUGGUGCUAUUCUUGGAUCCGAAGAUUGGCUUUUCAUGGCCGUACAAACCUUACAGACACUAUGUUUCAGAGAGAACGUAGUCAAACUACCAGCAAUAACUGUGGUGCCACAUUUUUCUGCGGCAUUUCAUAUAAUUAGGCAAAAGUUCAAGAAGAUUUCAAACAAACAAUGGACAGAAACCUCCAGGAUUAUAAGACCUGAUCCGCUUUCUGUUUCGCCGAAAUUGUACUCUUCUUUAGAUAAAGCACUUAUAGAAAACUUCUUGUUCAAUUAUCCCAUCGCGAUCUUCUUUGGGAGGUCUGAGAAUUUGGAGGUUACUGUACCAGAUCCCUUUUACGUUUUCAACUUGGCUAACAUAUGGCAGGAUUUCAGUCACGAAUCGAUUUAUCAUAAUUUGAACUGGUAUUCUCAAUUUGCUUUUGAAACUGCGGCAAAGAGUACUUGGAUGUGUCGUUUGAAGCUACCUUUAAAUGACAAAGACAGAUCUCUUUGUACUACUAUUCUCUCUACGGCAUCCAACGUAUUGAAGAAUUUCUUAACGAUUGAUGUUUCGGGAUUGAGCAAUAAGGUCAGACAGUCGGUCUCUAUUGCUAUGGUCACUCUUAGAAUAUCCUUAAUUUUGAUCAGAAAAAUGCUUCAAAUGAAAGAGCUAUCAGCGAAAGAUUUUCAAGGAGAGAUAAACCUCAUAAUAAAUGAGAUCGAUAAGCAUGAAAAUUUAAUUCUACCCGGAUGGACCUUACUUAUAGGGUUUUGCACUUCGUUGGAAGCGAAUCAAAGAAACUUUUUUAAGAAUCUGUUCAAUAAAUUAUUGUCCAACUUGAACUCAAACAUGUUGUUACAAAUCAUUAAUUUUGUUGAUUCAGCAGCACCUGUUAAUACGGCACCCGAUUACCCAUUUGAGCUAUUAUUUGAUACCCAGGUUUUAAAUAUGAUAUGUCUGUAG